AUGGAAACGAAAGGUGAUACUGUGGCCAUUACGCUGCCGCUGAUGCAUGCGGCAAGCGCCAAUCUUCAGUUCCAGAACAUAACCUACGAGGUACGGCAUCGCAAAGAACGGAAGCAACUGUUGAACAACAUUUGCGGUUCAUUCGAGAGCGGUCGUCUCACGGCAAUUCUUGGCCCUUCUGGCGCGGGAAAGUCAACCCUGCUGAACGUGCUCAGUGGCUUCAAAACGCAGGGCGUCAGUGGUAAAAUUGCCGUAAACAAUGAAAUCAUCAGUCGGCAGCAGUAUCGUCAGUUGGUUGCGUACACGGCCCAGGAUGUAGCGCUGCUGCCUAAUAUAACGCUACGUGAAAAUUUGCACUACGCGGCCGACCUGAAGCUUUCCGCCGAAGUGUCCCAGUUGCAGAAGAUCAAGAUCGUGAACGAUGUUAUUGCGCUGCUGGGGUUGCAAAAAUGUGCGCAUAACAGGUCGCAAAGUCUUUCCGGUGGCGAGAAGAAGCGGCUUUCCAUCGGGCUAGAAUUGGUUUCCAAUCCACAGAUUAUGUUUUUCGACGAGCCUACAAGCGGGCUUGAUAGUGUUUCGUCGUAUCAGGUUAUUUCGUACAUGAAGGAUCUCGCGAGGCAAGGGCGGUGCGUGGUGAGUGUGAUUCAUCAGCCCAGUUCGGAGCUGCUGGAGCUGUUCGAUGACAUCUACGUCGUUGUGGAUGGACGCUGCAUGUAUCAAGGGACGUUAGAUAAUUUGAUACCGACCUUUGCCGAAGCUGGAUUCAUCUGCCCUCCGUACUACAAUCGAGGGGAUUUUGUGCUUAAGAUAGCAGCACUGCACGAUACGAAGAAGGCGGACAUUCAAAAACUCAUGGUCAAAUCGGAGAAAUCCGUUAGCGCAUCGAUGAACCAAGGCAUCCAGCAAGAGUUCAACUCAAUGGAAUUUCUCAUCGACGGACGGGGGCCGCAGUUUCCGACGACGUGGUGGAAGCAGUUUACCAUCCUUACGCGACGGACAGCUUUGGGCACGGUCCGGAAUCCCGCCCUGAUGGGGUUGCGCUUUUUCGGUCACAUUCUGUUCGGCUUCACGAUCGGUUGGGUAUUCCUCAACGUCGGAGACGACGCGUCGAAGGUCCUGUCGAAUAUUUCGCUGCUUAUUGCCUUCUUGAUGUUCAUUAUCUUUGCCAAUGCCAUGACCGUGAUCUUGACUUUUCCCCUCGAGAUGGCUGUGUUUGUGCGGGAGCACAAAAGUAACUACUACUCCGUGUCGGCCUACUUCUUCUCCAAGCUGGUCGCCGACUUUCCGUGGAUGAUUUCGGGCGUGACUGUGUUCCAACUGCUGAUGUACUACCUGAGUGGCCAGCUGAAUGAAACCGACCGGGUCAUCAUGUUUUGGGGCAUCUGCGCCCUGUUCGGGUGGCUGUCGCAGGUCUACGGCCUGAUCGCCGGUGCUCUCUUCCCGAUCGAGGUCAGCCCGUUCAUCGUGCCGGCGUCGAUCAUUCCGGCGCUGCUGUUCUCCGGUUUCUUCAUUCGCUACAACGAGCUGCAGGACAUGUUUAAGCCGCUCACGCUGAUCAGCUACUUCCGGUACGGGUUCGAAGGAUUAGUGCAGGCCACGUACGGUCACAACCGGACUGAGUUGGGGUGUGAGGAAAUAUUCUGCUACUAUCGGAAGACGAGCAAAAUACUGGAAGCCCUACACAUGGAACCGAACCGGUACUGGGUUGAUGUGGCCGGUCUAUCGAUCUGGAUCGUGUUUCUGCACGUGGUGCUGUACCUUAGCUUAAGACUGCGUCUUCGAUGGAAUCGCUGAAACUGGUAGCUCAGACGAGCUUUAGAUGAGCAGUCAAGGUUUUUGAAAGAACAGUCGUAGAUUUUUUCCAGUGUGAUCGGAGAAACCGUUCGAUGCAGGCAAAACAGUCUCCAGUAACGUAGGAAUUAUUCAUCAUUCCGUCGCAAACAACAAGGUAUUUGCGCAAGUGUGUAAAGUAUUGCGUGUAGUUAAUACAUUGCUUCAUUGGCGCAUUCGAAUGAAUGGACGUACGAGUGGUGGUGAACUUGCAAACCACUUCUUAGAACAUGAAUGUUUGGGAGUGAUUCAAUUCCGCAUUACGCAA
Molecule: messenger RNA, 2098 nt
Organism: Anopheles coustani
Lineage: Eukaryota; Metazoa; Arthropoda; Insecta; Diptera; Culicidae
Product: ATP-binding cassette sub-family G member 4-like
Exons: 5
Coding region: 1-1794 (597 amino acids)
Cellular component (GO): plasma membrane
Molecular function (GO): ATP hydrolysis activity; ABC-type transporter activity; ATP binding
Source: RefSeq, a predicted model, not a curated record